This is a messenger RNA of Panonychus citri (citrus red mite), 2502 nucleotides long. RefSeq names its product DNA ligase 1-like. Bases 874 to 2214 code for a protein of 446 amino acids. The record is from RefSeq and is a predicted model, not a curated record. Lineage: Eukaryota; Metazoa; Arthropoda; Arachnida; Trombidiformes; Tetranychidae. The transcript is spliced from 5 exons.
ACUCAUAGAAGAAAAGAUCAUGAAACGGAGAUCUGAUCGACAAGUAAGUAGAUACAAUUUCAUCCAUGGAAAAUAAAGUUUUCUUUCUUUCAUAAGUGGGUCAGAAGUACCAGAACAUUCACAGUGAAUGGUGUUGAUGAUGAAAAAAUGACCAAAAUCAGACAGUUUCUAUGCGAUUUGCCACACAAUGCAACAGGACCUCCAAGGAAAAUUGCCGAAUUACUUUGGGACGAGGAAUAUCGUUCUAAACAUUUACUCGGUCCAGUGUUAAGAUCAUCACACACGCAUGAAAGAAAUCAAUAUAUUCCAAAUGAAGAGGAAACUAAGCUAAGAGAUAUUCUGAAGAAAAUUACAAAUAAAUAUAACGAAAACGCGAUCUGGAGAGUGUUGGUACGUGAUGUUGUUAACCAAUUGACGAGAAACGAAAGAUACAAAAAGUCACUAAGACAAAAACCACAAACGAUUCCGAUGUCAACGAUGAUUUUUUGAAUGAAAAUCAGUAAUAAAUUGAAAACUCAUGGAUGAAAAUAUGAACUGGUUAAUUUCAUCCAUGUAUUGGCGUUAAUAUCGGAAUAACCUUACUUUCUUUAUUAUCAUACAUGAAUGAAUUAUUCAUGUAUGUUUAUCAGUCAUGCGCAGAUCAAUAUCACUACUAAGCAUGCGCAAAAAACAUGUGUUCCUUUCUUGAAAUCAAUCAAAAGAAAUCGGAAGUCGCCAUUUUCAUAUUGAUUUAUUUUGUUUAAUUAUAAAUUCAUUUAUUAAAUUUGUUAAUUAGUUUUGUCAACAAUAAAAUUGUGAUAGUAUUUUUGUUAAUUUGUGACAAUCUUGUUCAAAACAUUCGUGAAUAUCAGUUUAAAAUGGCAAAAGUUAAAAAUGCAAAAGUAUCUCAUGCAAAGAAGCGGAAGUUGGAAACAGAGCAAUUAUCAUCAGGUAAAUUUUAUUCAUUUGUUGCCUGAAUUUUACUUUUUUUUAUUAAUCAUGAUUCUUUUAUUAGAUUCAGAGAGUUCUCCGUCUACUUAUUCAAUUGCGUCCUCAUCUUCAGAUUAUGAUUCAGAUGAAAGUGUUUCGAAAAGCAAAAGUAGGAAAAAAGAUACCAAUUCAGAUGACCAGAUACUCAAAGAACUAUCACAAAACAGAAAAAUCAUGUAUAAAAUAUUGAAAUCAGUUGAAAAAAUCGAGAAAAAGUUAGGAAAAAACGUAAAAGAAGAAAAAAUGCCAAAAGAUUCAAAGAAAAUCGCAGAAGAUGAAAUUGUAGAGGCAAUCAAAAAGAAACGUGAAAAUGAUGGGUGGAGAAAAACUGUCAGAAAUUUCAAAGUAAAUGACCUGACCAAGGAAAGAUUGUCAAAGUUGAAAGAUAUUUAUUUUGGUUCCAUUGUAAAGCCACGUAAACUUGCAACUGAAAUCGGCCGAUUGUUAUGGAGUAGAAACUUUAUUUCUCGCUAUUUAGUUGGCCCGAAAACAACAAACAGGAAAAAAGAUAGAUGUAAUGAGUUACCACAAUAUGAAGAACAGCGGCUCAGAGACUGUUUGAAAGUGUUUACAAGAAAGUUUCUUGACGGAAACAAUUGGAAAUGGUUCGUACAAGACGCUAUCAACCAGGCUACCAGAGAUAUCAGAUCACCAUGGGAUUUAGAUCUUCCCAUAAAUGAAACAAACUUCGUCAUGGAUGAAAAUGAAGAUAAAAGUGAAAGUGAGGUGCAAAACCAAGUAUCUACAAGUGAAGAGCGGUCCAGGGAAAAAGAAAGAAAAGAAAAAGAAGAGGAAGAAAAUAUGCGAAAACUGCAAAAAGAGCAUAAAAAGAGGCAAAAGGAUGAAGAGGAAAAGAAACUACAAGAAGAGAAAAGAUGUGAAAAAGAAAAACAAGAUGAACAAGAAAAACAAAGACAAACUGAAAGUGGCACUAUCAUGGAUGAAAAUCAGCGGAAAGCUUUUGAAAGAGCUGAACAUACAAGAAAACAGAAAGAACUUUUAGAAGAAGAGUUGAGACUUAAAGCUCAGCGCGAGCUCUUAGCUCAAAAGCAGCGUGAACUUGGAAUACCAAUGACGAUAAAUUUGGAUCAAACUCAAGUAAAAUACGUUAGCAAGUAUCAUUCAUCCAUGAAAGAUCAAAGUUUAUCAGAUCUGCCAUUGUCAGCCGCAACUAUAUGCAUAAACAACAUGCCAGAUCCAGAAUCAGAUGAUGAUUUCACUGCUAUCAAAAGAACCAUCACCUGAAUAAUACAAGCGCCAUAUAUGAUAAUAACUGUUCAUUCUGAAUCCAGAGUACAAAAUGUUAACACCUAAUCCCUCAAAUUUAAAAUUCUCUCAUGAAAUCUAAUCCUAAAACAUUUCCAUACAUGAUCUCUAUCCAAAAAUUUAUCUGCAAAGUUCAAAAUGUUAAUUUUCAAAUAUUUCAUAUCCAAUUCUUACAUGAAAUCCAAUCAACAAAUAUUUUUCAUACAUGAAAUUCAUCAUUCAUAUCAAAAAUUAUCAAAUAUCCAAUUUUUUUAUUCAUUUACAACU